This is a messenger RNA of Paramecium sonneborni, 2450 nucleotides long. NCBI's taxonomy places the organism in Eukaryota, Ciliophora, Oligohymenophorea, Peniculida, Parameciidae. The record is from the annotation of a GenBank genome assembly.
AUGAAUGGCUACUGCUAUUAACCUAGUACCAAAGAAAUUAUUGAAAAUCUACAAACUAAUUCUCAGAGUCCUCAUUUAGAGUUGGUCUCUACUACUAGAUAAAUGGCUAGGUCAACCUAUUAAAGACCAAAAAAAAUAAGAAGAAACACAACUAUAUCCAUCUUUACGUAAAUUAUAAUAAUAUGAAGAUAAUAAAAUGAAAGUGAAUCUCCUAAAAAAACUUAAAGGUCUUUGUUUUUAUUAAAAAAAUACAUCAAUGUGGUAAGAAUAUCAAAAAGCUUCAUUAAUUCUUUAAAAGAAUAUCAAACUAAAUAGAAAAUAGAAAGAUUAGAUUCAAAACAAUGGAGAAAGCAAUCUUUAUUACCAUUCUAUCCUGAUCAUUUUUUUAUUAAAAAAUGGAGAAAUUUAAUUGAAGUAUUGACAUUUUCAAGUGUUAUCUUGUAUCCUAUUUAUAUCAGUUACGAAGUAAAUAAUAUAUUUGAAAUUGUAAUAUUUUUACUUGAUUUGCUCUUUAUAAUUGACAUUAUUAGGAACUUUCUGACUGGCUACAUUGAUGAAUCUAAUAAUUUAAUAAUUGAUUUUAACUCAAUUUUUAAACAUUACUUAAAAACUUGGUUCCUUCUUGAUGUUUUAUCUAUAAUACCAUCAACUAAUUAUGAAAAAGAAUGGCUUAAAAAAUUUAAAAUGAUAAGAGUUCUUAAAUAUUUUUUAAAUCAUAAAGAAGUUACAUAUAAAGGAUAAGAGAAUUAUAUUCAAUUGAUUGAAUCUUUUAAUGCUGAAUAAGAAUUUACAUUAAAAAGUGGAACUAAAUAUCUUUUAAAUGUAGGAGUAACAUCAUGUUUAUUAAUACAUAUAUUUGGUUGCUGGUAGCAUUUCUUUAAAUAAUAAAAUUAUAUAACUACUAUAUAUUGGUCAUCUUAAACAAUUACAACUGUUGGUUAUGGUGAUAUUAAUACUAAUUAUGAAUUAGCUGUUCUUUGGAUGAUUAUUGGAGUUGCUUUCUAUUCUUUCACCAUUGGAGAUUUUGCUUUGAUGAUGUCAAAAUCAAAAGUUAAUGCAGAUUAGGAUCUUCUAUUUUCUAUAGAAUAAUUAAGUCAUUCUUAGAAUUUUUCUGAAAAAUUGAAACAUAAAUUUUUACUUUUUGUAAAAAAUAAUCUAUAUCAUAAUUAAUUUUGGUUAACUGAGUAUAGGUCUAUGGCAAAAGAACUACCUCAUCAUUUAAAUUUAUAUUUAACUUUAAGCGCUAUGCUUGAUAUCUGUAAGCAAAUUCCAAUCUUUUUGUACGACAUUAAUUUUACAUCCUAUUUGUUAUUGAAUAUUAGAUAUUUAAUAGUUGAUGAAGGAUUUAUUUUAUAUAGAGAAGGUUAAAGUUCCAGUGAAAUAUUCUUUUUAUUAUAAGGGGAUAUUCGGAUUACUACAAAAGAUAAAACAGUUUUAUUGAAUAUUUUGGAAGGAACUAUUUUUGGAGAAUUUGAAGCUAUUGAAGAGAAAUUAAGAGGAACUUAUUGUGUUGCUCAUAAAAAAUCUAUAUGUUUAGUUAUUCCAUAUAGGAUAUUAAGAAGAGUUAUGUAACAAAGUUAAAUCUUAGAUUUUGAAAUCAGAUAAUUGCAUUUAAGGAGAAGAAGAUUAAUCAUCAAUCAUUUUAUUGAAGAAAAAAGUAUAUUUUUCAAAUUAAAUAAGGAAGAAAACAAGCUUAUAAAAGAUAAGAAGCUAGAUUUUAUACCUAAUCUUUUAUAUAAAUGACAAAAGAAGAAUAUGUUAUCAAUAAAAAGGCCAAUUAAAUAUUUAGUGUGGAAGAAUAUAAUAAAUCAUUACUAAAUAAAAUUAUAGGUAAGAAGUUGCAAAGACUUUCUUUAUUUUUGGUUAAAUUUAAAAGAUCUGUUUAAAGAGUUAUUGAAAUGAAUCAUUAAUUAGAUGAAACUAUACCAGAAUAGUGGAAAGAGUUAACUAAUUAUUAAUUAAUAAAGAGAGUCUUUCCAAAAGAUUAUUUAUCAGAUAAAUAUUCUUAGAUUUCUUUGUCAAGAAAAUCAUCAUCUGUUCAUUCUUCUGUUAGUAAAUUCAGUAAAAUGAAAUAUUCAACUUAUAGUUAAUAAUACUUUUUCCAAAAGCUUCCUGAAAUUAGAUUGAAACAUAUAGUUUUAUAACAUAUUAGAUUAACAAAAAAUAAGUUUGUACCUUUGUAAUAAAUUAUCAACAAAUACUAAGAUGAUCCUGAAUAACUUAAUUUAAAGAAGAAAGAAAGUGUAGAAAGAUCAGUAUGGACUAAAAAAUUUACUAAAAUUUCAUAAACAGUUAUCUUGCGAAUUGAUUAGAUAGAAGAGAGUGGAGAUAAAUAUAAUGAUAUAAUGUAAAGAAUGAAAAUAAUUGAAAAAUUAUGGUUAAAAGGUUCAAUGUACAAGUUUGAAUGGUUCUAAAAUAAGUAUGGGAAAGAUAAAAAAUUUUUAAUAUGA